AUGUCUGGCUAUGAGGGAAUUCAGGAUCCGACAGCCUGCCAAGGAGACAACACGCUUUUCUUCAUCGAUUCACAUGGCGAACGACCACGCAACGAGCCUUUGCAAAUCAACCCGCGAGUUCCCGCCGGUCCGCCAAGUGACCGCGAUCCCGAUAGUAGUGAGGACGAAGUCGUGUUCAGUGGGAGACUGAAUCAGAAUACGCGAAUCCACAAUGUCGGCGCAAGAUCUUGUGUCCAGCCACAGGCUACAUUUUCACGGGUAGCUGUCCAGGUUGUGGAGGAGGACAUACAAUUUCCCGCACCGACGCAACUACAAAGUACAUCUCUUACCACAGAUCCGCAGGAUCCCGAGAACUUGCAAGACUCAUACAUUGGCCUGUCGUUGAGUAGACAGACCAGAAACAAACGGAACGCGAAGAAGAACAAUAAGAUCAAGAAAUCUAUCUGGGACGAUGAUAGCGUUUUUGCCGACUACGUGAAAAACGUGGCCCGUAAUGCGAAGGUGACGGACUUAUCUAGCGAUGAUGAUGGCGAGCAUGUCGAUGAUAUUCCCGAGGACGGACUGGGGUUGACCAAGGAAGAGAAAGCAAAGUUUUGUGCCAUAUCAACACUCGACAUUGUCGAGGAAGGCUCGAUGUUGGUCAGUGAAGGAAUCGAUGAUGAAAUCUCCGACGAGGAGAAUGACGAUGACGAAGAUUCCGACGAGACAGAGGAUUCAUCCAUGCUCGACGACAUAAUAUCCCAGAUCCGUCGUGGAGCCUCAUUCAAGGAAUUGGAAGCACACUGGGCAAACGACGAUAUGUCGCUAGAUCUAUUCGAAGGCGAGCGCGAGGUCGAUUUUGAUAUCGUAGAUAUGCAGCAGGACGGUCCUCUGAAGAAGAACAAAAAGAAGAAAGGAAGGCGUCAGAUGGACUUUGGUCUGAGCGAUAGCGAUCUCGAGCUCCGGAUAGAAAAUGCAUGGGAGAAAGAUCGGGAUAAAAAGGCAGCCAAGAAACGCGAAAGAGAAAAGCUUCGCGCAGAGGGUUUACUUGGGAAAAACAAGAAGAAACUUGAUCGCAGAGGCAAGGAUAAAUCAGGCUUCGGGACUGAAGGAUUGAAGGUUGAGCUGAAGAGCUUUCUUCAGUCACAAUCCGAUAGUCUCGAUCUGCCUCCUAUGAAAAAGAACCACCGCAGAGUGAUACAUGAAUUGGCCAAUGCUUUGGCGCUCAAAUCCCAAUCCCGAGGCAAGGGCAAUGCACGAUUCCCCGUCCUAUACAAGACAGGUCGGACGCCUAACUUCAAUGGCAAGCACAGCGUCAAGCUUGAUAAAAUCCUGGCUCAACCACGAUUCAAUCUGCGACAGAGCACUCGUAUCAGUGUCAGUGAACGAGCUUCACCGGGACCCAAGAAUACGCGCCGACGCCAGACGACGAAUAUGGGCGCAUCCUACCUUGAAGGUGAGGUGGUUGGUGGUUCCGCACCUGAGAUUGGAGCAGACAACAAGGGCAGAGCUAUGCUGGAGAAGAUGGGAUGGAGCUCAGGAACAGCACUGGGUGCUCUCAACAACAAGGGUAUCCUGCAACCCGUUGUUCAUGUUGUCAAGAAUACACGUGCUGGAUUGGGCUAA
Talaromyces marneffei is the source of this 1605-nucleotide messenger RNA. RefSeq lists its product as uncharacterized. The record is from RefSeq and is a predicted model, not a curated record. Bases 1 to 1605 code for a protein of 534 amino acids. Gene Ontology annotation, molecular function: nucleic acid binding. The transcript is spliced from 2 exons. NCBI's taxonomy places the organism in Eukaryota, Fungi, Ascomycota, Eurotiomycetes, Eurotiales, Trichocomaceae.